AUGCAGCUGCUCCUGCUGGCCACGGGGCUGAGCCUCUUCUCUGCAGUGCAGGCUGAGUUGCCUCCACUGGUUCCUGCUCGCGCUGAGGAGCUUCCAGGAACCUGGUACAUGGUACGCUGGGCAGGAGACAUGCCUAUUCCUGAGGAGACCAAAAACCACCCCAUGCCUCCCUUCACCAUGCGCAUAAACAAUCAAAAUAAGUUGGAGUUCAGGAUGAACCUCAUGAAACCCAUUGGCUGCAUUGAGUUCAAGCUGCCCCUGGACUCGGGAACUGCGCCAGGCGCCUUUGUGACCCGGUGGAAGCACACCAUCUACAUCUACUUCCUGCCGGGGAAGACGCACGCCAUCGCCUACUUCAGGGGCUACAUGAACUACAUGUACUACCAGAUGAUGAUGCUCAUGGGUGCGUCCCGCCCUUCCCUGGCUUGUGGGGCCUGCUCAGGACACCAGGGUCUGGGCCUGGAGAAGGUGCACCAGCUCCCAGCCGGCGCCAGCAGCUCCCGCCCCGGGCGCCGUUGCUGA
Molecule: messenger RNA, 522 nt
Organism: Octodon degus (degu)
Lineage: Eukaryota; Metazoa; Chordata; Mammalia; Rodentia; Octodontidae
Product: lipocalin-1-like
Exons: 4
Coding region: 1-522 (173 amino acids)
Source: RefSeq, a predicted model, not a curated record